CUCGCUCUCGAAAUCGCAAUCGCCAAUCGGCCUUGACAGUUGACUGUUAAUCGGCUCUCGCUCUCGGCCUCUCGCUCUCUGCCUCUCUCGACAAUCGACUGUCUCUCGCUCGCCGACUGCCGUUGCCCGUUUGCCGUCCGUCUGCCGGUCUGCGAACUGCGACUAUCGCUCUCCGCCUCUCGCUCUCGGCCUUGACUCUUGAGCCCUUGACACUUGUGAGUUGGUCGAACCAACAGUUGCACCUAUUGAAGAACCAAACUGUCGCACCUGUCGAAGAAUCAAUUGCACCACCUGUUGAAUACACAGUGUUCGAUUCAAAGACAGUCUUCCUGUUCCACCAGUUUGAUCAGUAAGUAAGAAAGAAGAGAUGGCAGAGAGAAAGGUGUUGAAUAAGUAUUAUCCGCCGGAUUUUGAUCCGGCAAAAAUUCCAAGGAGGCGUAUGCCCAAGAAUCAACAAAUAAAAGUUAGAAUGAUGCUUCCGAUGAGCAUUCGCUGCAGCACAUGUGGAAACUACAUUUACAAGGGUACCAAGUUCAAUUCACGUAAGGAAGACGUUAUUGGAGAGACAUAUCUUGGGAUUCAAAUAUUCAGGUUCUAUUUUAAGUGCACCAAGUGCUCAGCUGAGAUUACCAUGAAGACAGACCCACAAAACUCUGAUUAUGUUGUUGAGUCUGGAGCUGCGAGAAAUUUUGAGCCUUGGCGUGCAGAGGAUGAGGUGGUAGACGAGGAGCAACGGAAACGAGAUGCUGAAGAGAUGGGAGAUGCAAUGAAGUCCUUGGAGAAUAGAACUCUUGAUUCAAAAAGAGAGAUGGACAUCCUUUCUGCGCUGGAUGAAAUGAAGUCCAUGAAGUCAAGGCAUGCAAGUGUAAGCGUAGAUGCAAUGCUUGAAGCCUUGCAGCGAUCAGCUCCGGUACAGGAGGACAAGCUUGAAGAAGAGGAUGAAGCCCUUAUAAAAUCCAUCUUCCAAGGAUCAAAAGAGAUUAUCCAUAGAAUUGAUGAUGAUGAGCUUGAAGAUGACGAUGCACAAGUUAGUUCUAAGAAGCAGAAAGUUACUGAAGAUCGUCCGACAGAUUACUUGACGAAAACCAGUACCAUUAAGAGAGAAGAUGAAAAGGGUGGUGGAAGGAUUGGUCUCAAGUCUUCAACUGUUAAGUUCUCUGUGGUGAAGAAGGCAUCAUCAGAUGGUGGUAAUGGUAAAACAGAAGCAAAUGAGCAAGAGAAGCCCAAAAUUACAACUAGUAGUGGGCUACAAUCUUUAUGCCAACAGUAUGAUACUACUGAUGAUGAAGAAGAGUAAUCUUUCAUAUAUUUUUAACUGGUAACCGGUUGUUCCAGUUUUUUUUUUCAUUUAUUUAUGUUGAUGAUUGUUUAGAGUAGAGAUAGAGAGGGUUAUUGUAAUAUUAUUGUAUGAUGAAAAUGAUGACUUACUGAUUGAAUGCAUUUUCCAGUAUAAUUAAAUGCAUUGAA
Molecule: messenger RNA, 1467 nt
Organism: Cynara cardunculus var. scolymus (artichoke)
Lineage: Eukaryota; Viridiplantae; Streptophyta; Magnoliopsida; Asterales; Asteraceae
Product: coiled-coil domain-containing protein 94
Exons: 10
Coding region: 368-1297 (309 amino acids)
Biological process (GO): mRNA splicing, via spliceosome
Cellular component (GO): U2-type catalytic step 1 spliceosome
Source: RefSeq, a predicted model, not a curated record